CCGCCUUUCGGCUUGUCCGCCCCGCCCCCGGGCUGCCCUCCGUGCCGCCUGAUUGCAGUUCUGGCCUCGCCGGGUUAGCCCGGGCGGAGCGCCAGGAGCAAAGCCGCGCGAGGGCUGGAGGGCGCGAGUACGCCUCUUCCGAGCCAUGUCCGGCUGUCACGCUUCGGAGGAAGACCGCUGCUCACACCAGUGCUGCGCGCAGGACAAGGAACAUCCAAGAUACCUGAUCCCAAAACUCUGCAAACAGUUUUACCAUUUGGGCUGGGUCACUGGGACUGGAGGAGGAAUUAGCUUGAAGCAUGGCAAUGAAAUCUACAUUGCUCCUUCAGGAGUGCAAAAGGAACGGAUUCAGCCUGAAGACAUGUUUGUUUGUGACAUCAGUGAACGGGACAUAAGUGGACCUCCGCCAUAUAAGAAUCUUAAAAAAAGCCAGUGUACUCCUCUUUUCAUGAAUGCUUACACAAUGAGAGGAGCAGGUGCUGUGAUUCAUACCCAUUCUAAAGCUGCUGUCAUGGCCACCCUUCUCUUUCCAGGAAGGGAGUUUAAAAUUACACAUCAAGAGAUGAUCAAGGGAAUAAAGAAAAGUACCUCAGGAGGGUAUUACAGAUAUGACGAUAUGCUAGUAGUACCCAUUAUUGAGAAUACACCUGAGGAAAAAGACCUCAAAGAGCGAAUGGCUCGGGCAAUGAAUGAUUACCCAGACUCCUGCGCAGUGCUGGUCAGACGGCAUGGGGUCUAUGUCUGGGGAGACACGUGGGAGAAGGCUAAAACCAUGUGUGAGUGUUAUGACUAUUUGUUUGAUAUUGCCGUAUCGAUGAAGAAAGUAGGACUGGAUCCUACAAAGCUUCCCGUUGGAGAAAAUGGAAUUGUAUAAGCCAAGUGGGAGUUUAUGAUAUAGAGAGACAAAUCUUAUCCUAAUUAUUAAAUGAUAUGACUUUUUUUUUUAAUGAAUUGAAAAUUUCCAUGAAGCUAUUGAUUUAUCACUAAAUAUUGCAGAUCUUCUGACACUGGAUGAUAUUUGCUUAUAUUCUUGUAAUUUUAAAUGACAAUGCAAUGGAAUAAAAAUUUUAUAAUGAA
This is a messenger RNA of Hippopotamus amphibius kiboko, 1077 nucleotides long. It is a transcript of the gene APIP, whose product is annotated as APAF1 interacting protein. Gene Ontology annotation, cellular component: cytoplasm. Lineage: Eukaryota; Metazoa; Chordata; Mammalia; Artiodactyla; Hippopotamidae. Gene Ontology annotation, molecular function: metal ion binding; methylthioribulose 1-phosphate dehydratase activity. The transcript has 7 exons. The record is from RefSeq and is a predicted model, not a curated record. Bases 146 to 874 code for a protein of 242 amino acids.